GGAGGGAGAACACGGAUGGAGGAUAGAGGAGGAGAACAGCAGGGAGGAAGAUGGCAGAGUAGGGAUGACAUCAAGCACGGGGCGGCGCAGGCGAAGCUGUCGGACGACGAGAUGCUGCGGGUGGGGUACAAGCACGGCACCCCCUUGGAAAGCGGCAAGAUCUCCGACGCCGAGCCCGUCGACCUGUUCGUCGACGCCCGGCGGAUCUCCGAGGCCACCAAGAACGCACGCCCCGCAGAAGAGGAGCCCAACUCCGGAGGACUAAGCUGUCAAGGAAGCCACCGCACUAGCAAUUAAUGCAAUCACAGUAGCAGUUCUCGCUCUCUCUACCAACGACCACUUGGAUAUCUCAUGUUUUCUUCUCGUCGUCUUCCUGUUCUUCUUCUUCUUCUUUCCAUGCAAGAAUAAGCUGAUCGUGAGUGUAGAAGACACCGUGCUUUAAUUUUCGUGGAAGUUUUAAUGUGAUGUUGGUUCUUCA
This is a messenger RNA of Musa acuminata subsp. malaccensis (wild Malaysian banana), 478 nucleotides long. Its product is annotated as SEED MATURATION PROTEIN 1. Gene Ontology annotation, biological process: seed dormancy process. Lineage: Eukaryota; Viridiplantae; Streptophyta; Magnoliopsida; Zingiberales; Musaceae. The record is from RefSeq and is a predicted model, not a curated record.